CCAUACCUUACUUUCAUUCCUAUUAUUUCUCCAAUCUCUGUGUUUUUUGCUCAAUGAUUGCACCUGUAGCAAGCCGUGUCAAUUGAACCUUGGUAAUGUCGCUCUCCGCAUCGUCGAGGGAAAUGCUGUUUCUAUCGCGGCAAUUGGGACGCCAAUGCGCUCGCUCAACGUCACUCCGGCCCCGCAACCGCCCCGUCCUGUCCUGUUCCGUAGCAACGACAACGAAACGAGCCGUCGCUACCUUCAACGCGCCGCACCACGCCGGGGCCAUAUCUGUCAUCAAGAGCAAUGUCGACCCCAGCUCGGACGAGUACAAAGAGAAUGAGCGCCUCAUGGGCGAGGCCAUGGCACGGCUUGAGGAGCUGACCAAGACGGUGCAGCAAGGAGGCCCCGCAAAGGCCAGGGAGAAGCAUCUCGCCCGCAAGAAGAUGCUGCCCCGAGACCGCGUGACGGCCCUGAUCGACCCGGGCACCACGUUCCUCGAGCUGUCGCCGCUGGCCGGCCACGAACUGUACCCGGAAGCCGAGGUGCCCGCGGGCGGUAUAAUCACGGGCGUUGGUGUUGUCGAGGGCGUUACCUGCAUGAUCGUAGCGAACGACAGCACUGUCAAGGGAGGAACGUACUAUCCGAUCACGGUGAAGAAGCACCUCCGGGCACAGGCUAUUGCGCAAGAAAACAAGCUCCCAUGCAUCUACCUCGUGGACUCGGGCGGCGCAAACCUGCCGCACCAGUCCGACGUAUUCCCGGACCGCGAUCACUUUGGCCGCAUCUUCUUCAACCAAGCCCGCAUGUCAGCGGCAGGAAUACCCCAGAUCUCGGUCGUCAUGGGCCCCUGCACAGCAGGCGGAGCCUACGUCCCAGCCAUGAGCGACGAGAGCAUCAUUGUGCAGGAGCAGGGCCACAUCUUCCUCGCCGGUCCACCCCUCGUCAAGGCCGCCACUGGCGAGGUGGUCAGCCCGGAGGAUCUCGGCGGCGGCAAGAUGCACUCGUCCGUCUCAGGGGUAACCGACUACCUCGCGGUAGACGACGCGCACGCCAUCGUGCUCGCGCGGCGGUGCAUCAGCAAUUUAAACUGGCCAUCCGCCGCCACUUCCUCCUCCUCUUCAUCAUCACCAUCCUCAGAUACCUUCCAGGAGCCUCUGUACCCCGCAUCCGAACUCCUCGGCAUCGCCUCCACCAACCUGCGCAAGCCGCUGCCCAUCCACGAGGUGAUAGCCCGCAUCGUAGACGGCUCCGCCUUCGCCGAGUUCAAGCGGGACUACGGAACAACGCUUGUGACGGGCUUUGCGAGCAUCUACGGGCAGCGGGUUGGGAUCGUGGCCAACAACGGGGUGCUGCUGAGCAGCUCGGCACUUAAAGGCGCCCACUUCAUCGAACUGUGCGCACAACGCGGGGUCCCGCUCGUCUUCCUGCAGAAUAUCAGCGGCUUCAUGGUCGGCCGCGACGCCGAGCGCGAGGGGAUCGCCAAGAACGGCGCAAAACUGGUCACGGCCGUCGCCUGCGCCGACGUGCCCAAGUUCACAGUCGUCGUCGGCGGCAGCUACGGCGCGGGCAACUACGGCAUGUGCGGCCGUGCUUACGGGCCGAGGUUUCUUUGGAUGUGGCCCAAUGCUAGGAUUGGUGUCAUGGGCGGCGAGCAGCUUGCUAGUGUCAUGGAGACGGUCGGGCAAAAGGUGGAUGUAGGGCUGAAGGAGAGGAUUGAGAGGGAGAGUGAUGCUGUGUUUUCUUCGGCGAGGUUAUGGGAUGAUGGUGUUAUUCCCCCGGCACAUACACGGAGAUAUCUCGGGCUGGGAUUGCAGGCGGCGUUGGGCGGCCGGAAUGCGGUUAACCCUGGGGAGACAAAGUUUGGCGUUUUCAGGAUGUAAAUGAGCGUUUCAGGUCCUUGGAGGUUUGUAAAGGUUGGGAUGGUGGACAGCCUAAUUUUGUCUUUAGUAUGCAGGUUAGCGAGGUAUAGGGGUUUCUUAACUUCAUAUGUGAUCGGUUGUCGUGCUGUCCGAUAUGUGGUGUUUGCCUAGCUCAAGAC
This is a messenger RNA of Canariomyces notabilis, 2023 nucleotides long. RefSeq names its product carboxyl transferase. NCBI's taxonomy places the organism in Eukaryota, Fungi, Ascomycota, Sordariomycetes, Sordariales, Chaetomiaceae. Gene Ontology annotation, cellular component: mitochondrion; methylcrotonoyl-CoA carboxylase complex. The coding region runs from base 96 to 1865 and encodes 589 amino acids. Gene Ontology annotation, molecular function: methylcrotonoyl-CoA carboxylase activity. The record is from RefSeq and is a predicted model, not a curated record. Gene Ontology annotation, biological process: L-leucine catabolic process. The transcript is spliced from 3 exons.